AUGGACUCCCUUCCAAAGACUCAAACUGCCAUCAUCGCCAACGAACAUGGGAACCUCGUCAUCAGCCAUGACGUGGCACUUGCGCCUCUCCGGCCCGACACGGUCCUCAUCCGGUCAGAGUGCGUGGCUCUGAACCCAGUGGAUGCCAAACUCACUGGCCCCAUGGGAUUCCACGGGGCUAUAUCGGGAUCUGACGUCAGCGGGGUGGUCGUUGGCCUCGGACCUGAUGUUCCCACUGGUCGCAACUUUCAGAUCGGCGAUCGCGUCUGCGCAGCCGUCCAAAGCAUGAACCCCCUUGCACCGCUUACUGGUGCGUACGCAGAGUACGUCGACGCCACGGCCGACUUCACCCUCAAGCUGCCGACCGGCAUGGGCUGGGAAGAGGCCGCCACGCUGGGCAUUGGGACCGCGACGAUUGGGUAUGCGCUGUUCUGGUCGCUCAAAGUUCCCGGACAUCCCCAGAAGCCGGCCGAGCAGCCGUGUUUUGUGCUGGUGUACGGGGGCAGCACGGCUAGCGGCACCAUGGCGAUCCAGAUCGUGCGGCGGUCGGGCUUGGUUCCCAUCACGACCUGCUCGCCGCACAACUUUGCGCUGGUGGAGCAGUACGGGGCCGAGAAGGCGUGGGACUACAAGGAUGCUCGUGCCGUGGAUCAAAUCAGGGAGUACACCAAGAAUAGACUCAAGUACGUCUUGGAUUGCUUCUGCGAAGGAAACAGCAUGUCGUUUUGUUAUGACUGCAUCGGACGGCCAGGGGGAUUCUACACCAGCUUGGAGCCGUACAACCAAGUCAAGGCGGCGUCCCGGAAGCUGAUCAAGGCCGACUGGCUGCUCGGCCCUGCACUGUUUGGCAAAAAGCUGGGUUGGCCACCGCCAUACGAUGUCGAGCCCGAUCCGGCACUGAGAGAGUUUGGCCGGGAAUGGUAUCUUUGUGUGCAGGCGCUGCUUGAUCAGGGACUGUUGAAGACGCAUCCGGUUAAGAUGGUGGAAGGCGGCUUCAAGGGCGUCUUGGACGGCUUGGAACUGCUGAGGAACAAGGCUGUCUCGGGAGCCAAGCUCGUUGUCCACGUGAGGGGGGGCCAAGUAGUUGAGAAAAAGUUGAAACUUGAAAGGUAG
This is a messenger RNA of Pyricularia pennisetigena, 1113 nucleotides long. RefSeq lists its product as uncharacterized. The record is from RefSeq and is a predicted model, not a curated record. Gene Ontology annotation, molecular function: oxidoreductase activity, acting on NAD(P)H. The transcript has a single exon. Bases 1 to 1113 code for a protein of 370 amino acids. Lineage: Eukaryota; Fungi; Ascomycota; Sordariomycetes; Magnaporthales; Pyriculariaceae.